This is a messenger RNA of Miscanthus lutarioriparius, 555 nucleotides long. NCBI's taxonomy places the organism in Eukaryota, Viridiplantae, Streptophyta, Magnoliopsida, Poales, Poaceae. The record is from the annotation of a GenBank genome assembly.
AUGGUUCAGAACUGCGACAUCCAGCUGGAGGACGUGUUUGUCCCCGAUGAUGAUCGCUUGCCCGGCGCCAAUUCUUUUCAGGAUCUUGUUGAUUCGCUUUCUUUCAGUCGUGUCAUGGCUGCCUGGGUCAGCAUUGGGAUUGCAGUAGGGGUGUAUGAUGCAUGUCAUAGGUACCUUGGAGAGAGGAAGCAGUUUGGUGUGCCACUGGCCACGUUCCAGCUGAACCAAGAGAAGCUCGUCAGGAUGUUGGGCAACAUCCAGGCCAUGUGGCUUCUCGGCUGGCGCCUCUGCAAGCUGCAUGGCUCUGGCAAGAUGACCACAGGCCAGGCUAGCCUGGGCAAGGCAUGGAUCACGAAGCAGGCAAGGGAGACGGUGGCGCUCGGCAGGGAGCUGCUUGGCGGCAACGGCAUCGUCACCGAUUUCCACGUGGGCAAGGCGUUCUGUGACAUGGAGACUGUGUACACGUACGAGGGCAGCUACGAUGUUAACGCGCUCAUUGUCGCAAGGGAGAUCUCUGGCAUCUCCAGCAUCAGGCCCACUAGCAGCAGGCUCUAG